Molecule: messenger RNA, 4102 nt
Organism: Tachysurus fulvidraco (yellow catfish)
Lineage: Eukaryota; Metazoa; Chordata; Actinopteri; Siluriformes; Bagridae
Gene: fam169ab
Product: family with sequence similarity 169 member Ab
Exons: 13
Coding region: 176-2776 (866 amino acids)
Source: RefSeq, a predicted model, not a curated record
AGCGCGCUGGAUUAAGCGCGUGCGUGUGGAGUGUGGCGUAGCGGCGCUCGUGCUACUUACUCCGAGUCACAACGAGCUGACGUCUCGUGGGCCGGAACAGCUACAUUACAGUAAAACGUAUAAGAAUUAUCCAAAAAAAAUACUACGACAGUCGUUUCGCCGCCGAGACGAAGGGAUGGAGUUCCCUGUGGAUGUGCUAGAAGCCACAAGUCACGGGGAGCUGGAGCGCUCGGCUCGUAGCUACAUGAAUGAGCUGCUUUACGCUGACCCUGACCACGCACAAUACUUCACACUGCCUGGUGGGAAGGAGGUUCAGAUCAGUCUGUCAAGCGUGGGCUUUGUUCCUCUGUAUGGAGCCAAUCUCCAGCACAAAAUCCUGGCUCUCUUCACCCCACAGGACCAACAUACAGCUGUGGCUUUGUUUUUAGCCAAUAAGUGGUACUCUAUGGAAGACAUCCUAAAAACAGCAAAUUCCAAGCGUGAUCGCCUCAUCAAGGUGAGAACUGUGGGUGAAAGGAUUGUCUUGUACGUGUUGAACCGCAUUGUUUACCGCACUAAAGAGAUGGGAUGUAGAGAGAUGCCCUUCCUGUGCCACGGUGAAAACGACUAUGCCAAAAUCCUCUGGAAGAAUGGCCAAGCUGUUGGGUUCUACUCAGUCAAACCAAAAGGUAGCCUGUGUAAUAAUUAUCUGGGUCAGUGCUACUUUCUCCCUGUCAUGGACUCCAUAUUUGUGAGGAAAGCUCACCGGGGCAAAGGCUAUGGGCUGCAGAUACUGGAGGAUUUUGUGGAUUCUUUUAAUGAGGAUGAACUUGGCCUAAGGUACCCUUUGUCUCCAGCUAUGACAAAUGUGUGUAGGCAUUAUCUGGACCGUUACCCAGCUGAUGUAGACCUGUUCUGGGAGGUAGAGAGUGUCGGUGGCCCCUACCAGAGGACCAAAGUGGCUUAUAAACUCAGCUCUAUACCACUGAAUGCAGACACUCAUAAAGGUGACCAUGGUGGUGGCAGUGGGCAAAAUGGAGAUGUUGUGGAGGACGAGGUGGAAGAACCAGAGGACACCAGUUUUAACAUCACCGAAGACAUUCUUGUGUUCAACAAGCAUCAUAAAGUAACUGAAGAGUUAGAUACACCAAUCUCCACUCGUACCCGGAGCAGUGAGCACAGGAGGAGGAAGCGAGUCCGUGACGAACAGGAGCCAAAGGGGGUGGAUAGUCGGCCAGACAAAAUAAACAGGGUGGAAAUAACAGAAGAGGAGAAAAAGGAAUUACAAACUGCUGAUGGUGUAUCAGUUGAAUCGAUGCCUGAGGCUCCUACUGAGACCCUGGUAUCACACACAGACACACACACAACUCUAGAAGUGAACUACAAACAGGCUGAAAAUAACGAAGGGGUUAAGGAGGGUACAGAUGAGGAGGAUGAAUCCGGUUUGGAGAACAGCUCUGGCGUUGAGGGAGGAGAGGACAUGGAGGUUGAGGAGGUGUCCGAGGAACACAAAGCUCCGGUACAAAAGUUUGAACAUACACAAGAUGACGCUCAUACUGAGGAUACUCAAGAGGUGCAAGCUGCAGAGCAACAGGAAUCAGCUCCUGCUACUGAGGAUAACCGAGAAAUGGAAAUAGAUCCUGUGGCUCCUCUGAAACAAAAAGAAGAUUCUCCUGCAGCUGAGAAGAAUGGGGUUGCUACCAAGGUACAGAAAGAAGUAGACACAGCUCCUACAGCAGCUCCUGCAGUUAAGAAACAAGACGUAGCUCCUGUAGAUGAAGAGAAACAGGAAGUAUCACCUGCUGCUGAGGAGGAACAAGAAGUAGCCCAUGAAGCUUAUAAGAAACAGGAAGCAGCUUCUGUUCCCGAGGAGAAUCAAGAAGUAGCUACUGCAGAUAUGGAAGAAGACAUAGUAGCUCCUGUGUCUGAAGAGGAACAGGAAGGAGCUCCUGCAGCCGAGAAGGAAGACACAGUAGCCGUUGCAGCUGAGGAGCUACAGGAAGGAGAUCCUGUAGCUACACAAAAAAAGGAUGAAACUACUGUUGAUGUAGAGGAACCGAAAGGUGCUCCUUCAGUUCAGGAGGUACAGGAUGUCGGUCCAGAAGUUGUGAAAAAUGAAGUCGAUUCUGAAGAGGAACAGGAAGUAGCUCCUGAAAUGGAGAAAUAUCAAGUAGUUUCUUCUGCUGAGGAGGAACAGCACGUAGUUUCUGCAGCCGAAGAUAAAGAAGUAGAUCCUCCCACCGAAGAGACGUCUUCUUCACCUGACACUGAUACUGACGGAAUAGAAGGACAAGAUGAGGCUAUGGAUGUAGUGAGUGAUAUCGUAUUGACCGGCAUUUCUGUAAAGUCUUCUAAAGAAGAGGAGAGGCAGACUUCUGGAAAGAACCAAAACAACACACUGAUGCCGGAGGAAGAGGAGACAGCUCAGAAAGAGGUCGAGACGGAUGAAGAGGGAGAGGAAAAUAACGUGAAUGAAGCUUUUGAUAUUUCAAGGGUUCUUCGAGGAACCAGAACCAAAGUGGUGCCUCCAACCUCCAAACGCACCUCUAAGAGACUGAGCAAGAUGACACUGGAGGACGAAGAGGAAGAACACAGAGAGGCAAAAUUCGUAGAAGAAGACAAGGGAAUGAGCACAGAGGAAGAAAAGGUGACGACAGAGGAGGAGGCAGAGCAUAGUUCAGAAGAGGAGGAGCAACAACAGGAUCCACCAGUGAUCGACAAGAGGGUGCUGAGGGGGAAAACCAAAGUGAUCCAGUCCAUGCAGCGAACCAGAGCCAAGCGACGUAGCAAGAUGUGAAAACACACACACGUACACACACGUACACUUGCUCACAGAAUCUCAAAUAACCUGAACACAGUUUAAUCUCAUACACACACACACACACACACACACACACACACACACACACACACACACACAAAUAGUCAUUUAAAAUGAAAGGUUCCAAUACACAGAACAGCCACUAGUGGAUUAAAGCUCUUCUGUCUGUGUGUGUGUGUGUGUGUGUGUGUGUGUGUGUGUGUGUGUGUACGCGAGACUGCGUGAGCUUGUGUGUGUGUGCAUAUCUGUGUACAAUAUAUUCAGUCUAUAUAAACACAUACAAAACUGAGCUUAAACCUUGUGUGUGGGUUUUUAUAGUGCUGGAUUUUUAUAUUGCAAUUUCGGGUUGCAAUGAUUCUGUCUUCAAACUCUUCCUAAAGUUUUUGUUAACUCACUUUUUAUUACUAAAACUGUGUAGAAAUAAGAAGCUAUUUUGUAUGAAAUAUGUCAGCUCUUCCUGUCCUUCCUAUACAAAACAAUCACUAUUAAACCCAAUUUAGCCAUUAUGAAUAAUUCUUUGUCUCGUUUUAGAACCAAUUUUUAAAAAGUCCUUGUCGACUUCACCUCUCUGUUUCACCAGGGUUUAAGCUUGAACAGUCAGGAUUGUGUUAUGAUUUUCAAUUUGUUUGUCACCUGUCUGCAUUAAUUUCUCUCUAUUUUUCCUCUAAAAAGACAAAGGAAUUACAGACUUCUAGAUUUGACUGGAACUAAAAGACGUAUGAAGAAUUUACAAUAAGUAUAGAUAAAUGCUUAUCAAUGACCUUAGUGUGAUUAAAAAUAGUUCUUUUGCUGCAUCACAUAACAAGAAAAGAAAUAUAUUUACCCCUUAUGUUAGACACAUUUUAAGUUUGUAUCUCUGUGAAUUUAUUUGUUUGUUCAUUUUGCUUUACCACAUGGGGGAGCUCUAAGGUUAACACACACACACACACACACAAAUGCACAGACUCCAUAUUUUCCUACAUACACCCCAACGGCACUAAUAACUGUUUUCAGGCAUUACAGUGUGUUUCUGUACCUUUCACCGGUGUCAGACUUCUGACUACCACCUUUACCUUCAAUUCUGAUUAUAUUGUAAUAUUGUACCCAAAUAAACAUUUGAGGCCUUAUGCCCUUUAUACUAUUAAUAUUUUUUAAAAUAUAAAGGUGUUACACAAGGGCAUCAUUUUUUUUAUUUAAUUUUUUUUGUGUGAGAAUUUCUGCAAUUUAUUCCAGACACUCCUGUACCAUGUUACUGACAUUAAUUAAGCUGUGACUUUAUUUCUUUAGAGAAUAAAUCAUUCAUUUAUGAAGUUUAUUAUGUAA